This is a messenger RNA of Jatropha curcas, 638 nucleotides long. Its product is annotated as cytochrome b-c1 complex subunit 8. Gene Ontology annotation, biological process: mitochondrial electron transport, ubiquinol to cytochrome c. NCBI's taxonomy places the organism in Eukaryota, Viridiplantae, Streptophyta, Magnoliopsida, Malpighiales, Euphorbiaceae. Gene Ontology annotation, cellular component: respiratory chain complex III. The record is from RefSeq and is a predicted model, not a curated record.
AAAAAAUUUAUUUACAUGAAAAAGAAAAACGAAAAGGAAGAAGUAGAGGUGGGUUUUGCUGAAGAACAGCGUCAAUCGAAGGAACCCUAAGAAGAAAGGAGAGAUGGGGAAACAACCAGUAAGAAUGAAGGCGGUGGUUUACGCUCUUUCGCCAUUUCAGCAGAAGAUAAUGCCUGGUUUAUGGAAGGAUCUGCCUAACAAGAUCCAUCACAAGGUGUCAGAGAACUGGAUCAGCGCCACCCUCCUUCUCACCCCUCUCAUCGGCACCUACACGUAUGUGCAGAACUACCAGGAGAAGGAAAAGUUGGAACACAGGUUCUGAGGUCAUCUUCCUUGUCGAAGGAGUGUCUUAUUAUUAUUUUUUUUUUUUUGGUGGAAGACUCCAUAAUUUUUCUUGUGUUACUAGAAAAUAAGCUGAGUGCUUGGCUGUUAGAUACAGUUGCAGUGUGGAAAACUUAGUGACUAUUGUUUAUGGAUCGUUCUGGUUUUUAGCCAAUGUUGAAAAUUUCAAUUUGUCCUUGGCACUGGCUUGUUGUCUGAACUGCGAAAUGUUGAACAAAGCUGGUGUUGAACUCUUGUUUUUGUGUUUGGACAGAAUUAAAGAAAAAUCUUGCCUAUGAUUUUAGUGCUUACCGCUC